Messenger RNA from Salmo salar (Atlantic salmon), 2689 nucleotides. Its product is annotated as GTPase IMAP family member 8. NCBI's taxonomy places the organism in Eukaryota, Metazoa, Chordata, Actinopteri, Salmoniformes, Salmonidae. Gene Ontology annotation, molecular function: GTP binding. The record is from RefSeq and is a predicted model, not a curated record.
GAAACACUUCCUAGACGAGGUUGGUGUCUCUUUUUUGAACAAAGUUAAACGGAUAUUUUGUAAUUGUAGAAAAUAAUAAGGUGGUCAGUAACUGGGGUCCGUAUGCCGAUAAUACGGGACGUAUUUAUUUGUGCUAAACCGCUUCUUAAAAAGCUGAUAAUCGCAUUUCCACUGAAAUGUCAAACAUGCUAAUUGCUAACAUUUUUACGACAACAAUAACCACAAAACAUUGAUGGCCUGAUCACAGGAUAACACUGUUGAAGAUUCCUGCCUCACACGUCACACUGCUCGGCUAUAACAAGAUAAUUCCUUCAAGAUGGCGCACCUAUCCAAACCUGUAGAACAGACAUCCAAACCAUUGCAGGUGGUGUUACUUGGUAAAACAGGAGCAGGAAAGAGUGCAACAGGAAACACCAUCCUGGGACGAAACAAUUUUCUCUCAAAGAAGAGUUCCAAAUCAGUGACUGCUGAUAUUGAGAAACAAAAUGUCACCAUUGAAGGAAUAGAUCUUGUCGUGUUUGACACUCCAGGAUUCUGUGACCCCGAUCGACCUGAAGAGCAAAUUCAGGAGAAAUUCCAGAAUGUCCUCAAGUUAACCUCACCUGGUCCCCGUGUGUUUCUCCUGGUGGUGAAGACAGACAGAUUAACAGCAGAGGAGAAGAGGGUCAUCAGUAAAGUAGAAGAUCUUCUAGGAGAAAGUCUUUUGAAGCAAACAUGGAUCCUGUUCACCAGAGGAGAUGAGUUGGAAGACCAGACUAUAGAAGAAUUCAUUGCGGAGUCAGAUGACCUCACAGAAGUGAUGAGAAAAUACGGUGGAAGAUACCAUGUGUUCAACAACAAGAGUGGUGAUCCUGAGCAGGUCAAAUCACUGCUGGAAAUGACAUCCAUCUGUCUCAAUUCAACACUUUCAAGGAAUCUCCCAGAGAGAAGGAUUGUUCUGCUUGGAAAAAGUGGUGUUGGGAAGAGUGCAACAGGAAACACCAUCCUAGAUGGAAAUGAUUUCCAUUCUGAACAGAGCUCAUCCUCAGUAACACAUAAAACAGAAAUGAAGCAGGCAGCAGUAGAUGGGAGGGAUGUCCAUGUGGUUGACACUCCAGGACUGUUUGACACAGAGCUUACUGCUGAAGAAUUAACAUGUGAGAUUGGUAGGAGCAUCUAUGAGUCUAGUCCAGGGCCUCAUGCCUUCCUCAUAGUUUUAAGGGUGGAUGACAGGUUCACAGAGCAGGAGAAAAGAGCUUUUGAAAUUCUAGAGAGUUUGUUUGGGUCAGGACUGGCAAAGCGCGCCAUCAUCCUCUUCACCCAUGGAGAUGCAUUAGAGGGUAACGGUGUAGAGAAGCUGAUUGGUGGGAACAGAGACCUCAGUAGAUUGGUAGAGCAGUGUGGGGGGAGGUACCAUGUCCUCAACAAUAAAGCUAGAGGAAACAGAGAUCAGGUCACAGAGCUGAUGGAGAAGAUAGACAGAAUGGUGGAGGAGAAUGGAGGAACCUGCUACACCAAUGAGAUGUUUGAGGAUGCAGCCAGGAUUAAGAAAGAGGAGGAGGAGAGGCUCCAGAGGGAGGAGGAGAGGAUCCAGAGGGAGGAGGAGAGGAUCCAGAGGGAGGAGGAGAGGAUCCAGAGGGAGGAGGAGGAGAGGAUCCAGCGGGAGAUGGAGUGGAUCGAGAGGAUGAUGGAGAGGAUCCAGAGGGAGGAGGAGGAGGAGAGGAUGGAGAGGGAGACAAGGGAGAGGGCCAAUAUGGAGGAGAGGAUGGAGAGGGAGAGGAUGGAGAGGGAGAGGAGGAGAGAGGUCAAAACAAGAUGACAAGAUCUGUGAAAUCAUGUAAUCAGCCUUUUUGUGGUGAUUGAGUCUGCGUUCAUCACAAACGUUUCCACUGAAUACAUAACCUGUGAUGAAGGUGGUUAUGGCUGCUCUGACUGUAUGUAAUGGACCUCCUUUAAGUCAAAGUGCAGUUGAAUGUAUCGGAAUGAAUUGUGUCUUUUCUUAACGGUCUUGUCUCGCAACUUAAACGAUGCUGAUCAGUACAGGGUACAAGGGCAGCACAGUUAUAACGUAUGUGUCCUGUAGUGUGUUGCAUGUUAACAGUUAAAUAAUGUGCAUCACUAAAAAGUUUUAUCAAAUGCAUAGAGGUAUGUGAAAUAGAUAGUGAAUGGACAUUGUGAAUGUUUCAUGUAACAUUAUCAUUUAGGAUUUUCAUACAGUUUAACCAUCUCUAGAUUCUAACCGUACAAAUCCAACAGUCCCAGGUUACACCUUAUGUCAAAUCAGCACCAGCCUACAGCCAUUCCUUCAACUCAACACUCAUGGUUUUGUUUCAUGUAUAAUUCCUAGGACCCUAGUCAGCCUGGUCCUGAACGGUUGUCACCACUAUGGUCCGGUAGACGAUACUGUAGUAUUAAACCCAGAUCUCCAGACUCAGACUCUAUCCACAGACAGUGUGGCUACGGAGGAGCUGACUGGUGGUUAAUACAGACAGUAUACAAUGUGGAUACUCAGUGACUGACCGGUGGUUAAUACAGACAGUAUACAAUGUGGAUACUCAGUGACUGACUGGUGGUUAAUACAGACAGUAUACAAUGUGGAUACUCAGUGACUGAAUGGUGGUUAGUACAGACAGCCUGUUUCACUGUACACAUAUCAGGUUUAUCAUUUCAUUGCUGGUUGUUGUAUAUAUGUACAUUGUAUAUUUAUUUA